GUAUACGAAGGUCUAAAGCCAGUACUAAUUGUGGCCGAACCUGAGCUAAUAAAACAUAUAAUUGUUACCGAUUUUAACGUAUUUCACGACCGAAAAUGGAAACCAAGCGAUCGGAAUACAGUGGUCGACCUGAGCGUAGCGGCCGCUGAGGGCGACCACUGGAGACGUGUCCGGGCGGUCGUGAGUCCGGCCUUCACGAGCAGAAAAUUGUCGAAAAUGAAUGCAUUGAUCAACGAAUUGUCGAAUCGUAUGGUAAACGCGUUGGACGUUAUGGCGAAAAAUGAGGGUCAGUUUGACGUCAUAGACAUUAGUGCGCUCACCGACCUCGACGAUCCGUACCUCGUGAACGCCCGCAAUAUAUUUUCCGCGUCUAUGUUCCGGUUCCUUUGCGCUCAUUUAAUUCCCACAUUUUUACGCCAUUUCCUUAAUAUAAAGUCAUUGACCACUGAUAGAGAAACGGAUUAUUUUGUGAAUAUAUUGCGACAAAUAUUGACAUUAAGACAAAAUUCGGACAAAAAAUUUACUCAUUUUAUGGGUUUACUCAUUAAUUCCCGAAAGGAAAGGGAUGUUACACUGGUUGACAAUGACAGCCAAAUUCAUUAUAUAAACUCAGGCGGAGAGGAGCCGUCACUUAGUAGACAGUCGUCUAUGAAUAUAAAAGCGGUUAAUCAGUCGCUAUCGGACGAGGAGAUCGUCGCCCAGGGAUUUAUGUUUGUCGCCGGGUUUGGGACGACCUCUUCGACGCUCGCAUUCAUGGCCUACGAGUUGGCUCUCAAUCCGUCGGUCCAACAGAAACUCUACGACGAGAUAAACGGUGCCAUCGAUUCGGACGGAGAGAUACCGUACGACGUGUUGACACGACUUCCCUAUUUGGAUGCCGUCCUAUCCGAGACACUUAGGCUUCACACGCCG
This is a messenger RNA of Oppiella nova, 912 nucleotides long. Lineage: Eukaryota; Metazoa; Arthropoda; Arachnida; Sarcoptiformes; Oppiidae. The record is from the annotation of a GenBank genome assembly.